AUGCUGUUGAAUCAAACAGAACAAAUCAUUGAGUUAACUGGUCGUGUCAAUGCCGUUCAUGAAGCGCUUGAUAAAUUUCAUAUAAUGACAAAAAUAUUUAAGCAGAAAGUAAUCGAUGUAACAUACUCCAAGAUGCCACCGAAAUUGUCUAACACGCCAAAACCAGCAUCGAAACAAACCAAUGAAAACCAGCCGAUAAAAAGUCAAGAAUAUUUUAACAUUUGGUUUAGUUAUUGUAAAUUUGACGAAAGUAUAUGUUCUCGUCUAAAAGAACGUCUCAUCGGUGAAGGUUAUUUAGUGUCGAGUAACCGCACGGGUGAUCAAAAAGGAACCAUUCAAAAUUGCGAUUUAAUUAUUAUUUAUCUGAGUGAAGAGUACGCUAUUAAAAAUGCUAAUGAAAUAAAGGAUGCCAAGUCAAGUAGUAAAACAAUUCUACUUAUCAAACCAACGAAGCUAGCUUGUCGUGGUAAAAAUAACUGGCUACAUUCGAUGGCGAUAAUCCAACUUUCGUACGAGCUAUUCGAUAAAAAUUUCAUAGUCGAAUUAGAUGAGAAUAAUUUCGAUCGAGAAUAUGAUAGAUUAUUAAUAGAAAUUUUGUUGUAUACUAAACCUGGUAGAGCUGGUCAACCAAUUGCAAAACCACGUGUUGUAUCUUCAGAAACGCUUGAUAACGAAAUUGAUGUUGAACUGCCGUAUUUUACGAAUGAUCGUCUUGUCGCUCGCACAUCUCAUUUCACCAAGAACGAUAAAGAAGAGCAGAAAUUGACUUAUAAAAAAAAUUUGAAGAUUUUAAUGAAAAGCCAUAGAAUCCCAGCUGAUGAAAUGAAAGAAUUGAUGAAAAGUUGUGAAAGUAUAAUUGAAAAUGUUGAUAAUGAUGAACAUCGAUAUUAUUCAUGCGGCGAUAGGCAUACUGAUUGGUUGAUAGAAGCGAAGAACAGAGAUGCUGAUUAUACAGAAAACGAAAGAUUGCUAAGAGAAGGCUACAGAAAUGAAUUUGUUUCGUGUGUAAAACGGUGGCAACAAAAAAAGACAAACAAAAUUCGACUCAACAUCGCACCAUUUACGUUGACUGGCGACAUUAACGAUGCACUGUUUCUAAUUCCAAUAGUUGACAAAGAGCCUUGGUGUAACUUUGAUGAAGUAGAUACUGUUGAAAACAACAUGAUUCGUUUAAAUGCACAUGAAAAUGAUGAUCGGUUUAAUUUAAAAUACUAUGAACCUUGGUUUACACUAGAAGAAUCGCAUGAUUACUUUCAUGAACUCAUUGAUAAAGAUACACCUCGACGCUUGCGUCGAUCGCAAGAACAACAUACAACUGUAGAUGUUCCAACCGACGAACAAAAGGGAAUGAUAACGAAAAUGCCUCAAAAGCGUAAAAAAAAGUCAACCUCCAAAUCAGCCGGUAUCAAUGCAAAUAAAAAUGUUGAAGAAUAUCAAGAUUUCAUAACAAAAUUUAAAUCAGGACAAGUUGCAUGGGACAUUACUGAAGAUAGGCUUAUGAAAUUGGGUGAAACCCCCUAUGAUAAGGAACAUGUGAAAUGGCUUGCACACAUCAAAAGGAGCAUUGCCAAUAGCAGAACCAAAUUUUGGGGAAAAAAAGCACUUUCAUCAACUUCCGAACAGUCGUGGAACUAUUAUAGGAAAAAGCAGUUAGAAACUAUCGCAGAAAUCGAUAGGAGUGAUGGUAACAAUGCUGACUUGAUAAGGGAACGUCAAAUCGGAUGUGAACUUAAAACAAAAGAAGAAAUGGAUAGACUCGAAAGAUUGGAUGAUUUAAGCCGCACAUGGCGAAUACCGGAAAAUUUCAAUCAAAACUUUUUUCGGCAAAAGAAAAAAAAUAUCAUCGAAUUCCAACAGUUAUGUGCUGGGUCGAAAAUAGCAAAAUUGACAACAUAA
Messenger RNA from Rotaria socialis, 1896 nucleotides. The record is from the annotation of a GenBank genome assembly. Lineage: Eukaryota; Metazoa; Rotifera; Eurotatoria; Philodinida; Philodinidae.